This is a messenger RNA of Nelumbo nucifera (sacred lotus), 2801 nucleotides long. The record is from RefSeq and is a predicted model, not a curated record. NCBI's taxonomy places the organism in Eukaryota, Viridiplantae, Streptophyta, Magnoliopsida, Proteales, Nelumbonaceae.
UAUCGGCCAAAUAUCGGAUUUCUGGUUCGUUUCGGGCGAUGGGCUCCUCAUAAAGAGGAGCAUCCUUGGUCGACAGGGUUUAAUGAUUCUCUCAGGAGGUUGCACUUUGAAGGGCGCGAUCUCACCUUCCGUUUGAAUCUCGUGGUUCUUUGAAAUUAAUUUCUAGUUACUUGCCCUUUCUCUUAUUCCCGCGUUUUUCUUUCUUCCAAUUAGUUGGUUGGUUUUGGAAUUUCGGACGCUUCCCGAUUCUCCCGCUCGUUUAACGACCGAUUUUGCAGCUUGGCCGGUCAUGCAAUAGAUUUCUGUCGAUUCAAAUUUAAAAUGGAUUAACGGGGGAAGCAUGAGGAAAGGGAUGUUUCGUAGCUAGUAUUCGUAUUUCAGGGGAUCAGAAAGUUUAGGUCGAUUGGAAAGAGAUAAGUGGUUACAGGGUUUGAGUGAAAAUCUGUAAGAUGGGGAGGGUUAAGCUAAAGAUAAAGAGAUUGGAGAAUACAAGUGGCCGACAAAUAACCUAUUCGAAACGGAGGACUGGAAUCUUGAAGAAGGCUAGGGAGUUAUCCAUAUUGUGUGACAUAGACAUUGCCCUUCUCAUGUUUUCACCAUCCGGCAAGCCUACAUUAUGCCUUGGAGAGCGCAGUAAUAUUGAAGAGGUUAUCGCAAAGUUUGCUCAAUUAACUCCACAGGAAAGGGCAAAAAGGAAGUUGGAGAGUCUCGAAGCAUUAAAGAAAACAUUUAAGAAGUUGGAUCAUGAAGUGAACAUACAAGACUUUUUGGGUGCAAGUACUCAAACGGUCGAGGAAUUGACCAACCAAUCAAGGCUAUUGCAAGCUCAACUUUCAGAACUACACAAGAGAUUGAGCUAUUGGACUAAUCCAGAUAAAAUCGAACACAUAGAACAUCUGAGGGCAAUGGAAGAUUCCCUCAAAGAAUCACUUAACCAAAUUAGAACUCAUAAGGAAAAUUUUGGAAAACAGCUUAUCUCACUGGAUUGCAGUAGCCAAUUCCAGAAUGAAAUGCAUCUACCCUUGGGAAUGAGCAGUGAGCCACAAGCACAAUCCAUUUCAUGGCUUCCUGGCAAUGAUAGUCAACAUAUAAUGUUACCAGAGGAUCCCAACUUGCUGUCUCAAAGCUGCAUUGGUUUCAUAGGUGUCGUCAUCAUCAUCUAAGCCUUGUGCCAACUGCUGAGGUGUCAGCUAAGUACAAAGCCUUUCUGCUUUGAGAAGUGCUAAGAAACUUUCAUGCAUGAACUAUAAUUAUGUUUUCCAAACAAAAUUGGAACAUCAUCUCAUCUAAAGUGAAGUGUUUUUUCUGAUAAUUAUCUAAAGUGAAGUUAUUCCACUCUGCUGUACCCCAUUAUAGGAUUUAAUUACAGUCUGUGGAAGUAUCUGUGCUGAUUCAACACUUAUUAAAGGGACCUGAUCUUUAUGUUUUCUCUGGAUUGAUUCCUGUCACUUAUGUUUGACUUCCAAAGAAGUUUGAUCUUACAAUGUAGAAGUGAAAGAAACCAGCCAGCUUUGCUCCAAUGCUUGUUGGGGCAACUUAAUUUAUAUUGAAGAGCAAUGAUUAGUUGUUAAUAUAAUAUGGUAGAUGCUAGUGUCACAGGCUUGGCUGUCACAGUCCCCUUAAAUCACAAAAGGCCAAGAAGUAACACUCCAUAAACCCCUGUAUUUGCACACAAACCCUGCUUAUGUCUUGUCUUCUUGUGAUUUGAGGUAUCUGUGAUGAACAAGGACCAUGAUGUUAGCUUGCUCAUAAAUAUGCAUGUGUGUUUGUGCAUUCGCUUCAUUUAGUUUCUUUAUUGUAUGUAUGUAGGUACUGAAUUCAUUUAAUGUGUUUUGCCUUUAAAUUUCUAUAAGAUCACACAUCUUGUGCUAAAUAAUCAAUAUAUGCACUACUAAACUGCAUUUUCUGUAUUGCUACUAAAACUAUGUUAUAUUUUGUAAAACGAUUUUGUUCCAUUAAUAGUAAGUUUAUAACCAUUCUAGUUUCUGUAGAUGAGUGGAAGUUCUCUAGAUAAGUUUGUGCCUAAAGAGGUUUUGGUUUUACUAUUCAAUGGCCAUAAUAAUUAGGAAGGUUGUCUUUCCUAAUGAUAGACUACAGCUAUCUUACAGCCUCUUCAAAAUGGGCACUGGACCCAUCUCAGACAUUUGCAAAGGCUCUCUCUUGGUCAAAUCUGUAGCAUGUGAAUAAAAAACUUUGGAUUAUUAAAAUAAAAUUCGGGAAUUAACCAUGAAAUUGAAGUACUUGAUAAUUGAUUAUGAUCAAAUAUUAAACAAUUUUAAUUAUUUAGUGCUGUUUAAUUUAUGUUGGCUUCAAAGAAAAUAUUUUGAUUUAUGCUUCUAUGUUUUAUUUGCUUUCUGUUAAAAGUGUGUUCCAUUAUAAAAUAAAAUAAGGUAGAUUAUAAGAAACAAAUAUAAGAAUUGAAGUGACUUGCCAAAUCCCUGAAUCCUACUUUUCAGGUUCACCGAAUCAGGCAUCUCUCUCUCUCUCUCUCUCUCUCUCUUUCUCUCUCACACACACACACACGCACACGUGUAAGAGCACAUGCAUGGCACACUACUUUUCAGGUUCAUCCAUUAUCUUUAAGCCAACCUGCUUAAUUUACUCAAUUUCCUGUCUGGAAUAUUUUUCUGAACCAAUUAUUGGAUAUCCCUGCCAACUUGAUAUUUUUCCAUAAGCCAUUGAAAGCAAAUUCACUGUGUUCCCCUAGAGAUCUGGACUGCUCUACUGAUGCUUCCAUUCCAAGCUUUUCUACAUACUUUACUGCGGUCAAACCAGAGGUUGAUAGUUCAGGACAAGAAGGU